AUGUCACAGCUUCUGUGGCCACCUGAAUCUGCAUAUUCUGUAAAAUGGGGACACUCAAGUGGUGAACAUAGAGCCAAUCUAGUGUCCAGUGGAGAGCACCAUGAGUUGUGCUAUGACUAUAUGGCCAGGGUGGAUAACUAUGUCUAUGACUCUGGUUCAUCCUAUGGAGGGCUAAGAAAUGUCCUCAACCUGCAGUGCUACAUUUCAAGCAUGCUGGUUCUAAGCAUAAGAUCUGUUGCCAAAAUGGAGAGAAGCUUGAUUACUUUGAAGGACCUUCUAAAAAAAAGACUGCCUGGGGCAGCAGUAGAGCAUUACUUGGCAGAGAAGGAAGCAGUGGCAGCCAGAAAUCCUGCUGGUGUGGUCCAGUGGACUUCUUGCCACCCACCCACCUUAGAGUCUGACAUUUUAACCAAGAUUACAGAGCUGGCAAAUAUUUCCUCCUCAGGACAUAUCAGAAGUAUUCUAAAUCUUCUGGAGAGGAUUCAAGCCCCUGCUACCUUUGUUUCAGCCAAUAGUGGGGACCUUGGCCUGCACACUCUAAUUCAGAAGUGCAGGUCUAAUGAGGAUUUUAGCCAUUAUGUUUCAUUCAUGUCUAUGGUGGACUAUGUCAAACUAUCCUUUCAUCUUGCAAAAAUCAAAGGCAAAGACAUCCCAUAUGCAUGUCUACAUAAGGAAGCAGGUGUGAGUGAUAUUAUUCUUUUCUUUAGGGACAUGAAAUAUAUAUAUCUUGCUCAUGAAUCUUUUGAAGGUCAAGACAUAAAGUUCAUUGACAAAAACAAAAAGUUCCUGGGCUUGUUAAUUCCACAGAAUCAUAUUAUCAAGAAGAGGCUUGAGGCACUUCAGAACUAUCUCAAGGUUGAAAUGCCAAACCACAUGGACCACAUGGAAUCUUCUGAUAAGCCUUUCACAACAAUACACUUUGAUCACUAUAUCAGAUUUGCUGAGAAGGCCCAUGGGGCACCCACCUCCACUCAUCCUGAUCUUAUCAAAAAAGCUAGUGUUGCUAGAGUAAAUCAUACCCAGUUCCUACCAUAUCCCUCCCUGAGUCCCAGCAAGUAUUUUAAUUCCAUCAUCUCCAACUUGAACAUAUGCCUCUCCCUGAUGAUCCAAAGCACCAUUAUGGUAUGGUAG
This is a messenger RNA of Suillus paluster, 1131 nucleotides long. RefSeq lists its product as uncharacterized. The coding region runs from base 1 to 1131 and encodes 376 amino acids. Lineage: Eukaryota; Fungi; Basidiomycota; Agaricomycetes; Boletales; Suillaceae. The record is from RefSeq and is a predicted model, not a curated record. The transcript is spliced from 10 exons.